Molecule: messenger RNA, 1227 nt
Organism: Exophiala bonariae
Lineage: Eukaryota; Fungi; Ascomycota; Eurotiomycetes; Chaetothyriales; Herpotrichiellaceae
Exons: 1
Coding region: 1-1227 (408 amino acids)
Source: RefSeq, a predicted model, not a curated record
AUGCGUUCAACAUUUUGCUCCAUGAUAGUGGCGCUAGCCAGUGGUGUAAUCGCUGCUCCACUUGAUUCAACUGCUGCGUCCCCUGCCAGCUUUGUGGGCAGUCCCGCGGAGUAUCUGAAAGGCUUUAAAAAUCCUACGAUCAGUAGUUCAGAGGGUGGCCACGCGAUCUGUCUUGAAGGCCUCGUGGAUAUCACUGCCUCCGCAGAGAACGUGCGACUCAACCUGACCGAGCCAGCUAAUCAGAUGGAGCUGACGAAUUUCCUGGUCGAAGGCGUGGCCACCAACUCGACGAUCAGAAAGCAGAUUGUGGCCGGCAAGGCCACCGUCAGUGGCACAUGGAGUAUCCAUUCGCGUCUCUGUUUCCCAUCAGCAACCAGUAUCAUCAACGCCACUACGGUACAGUUUCUCAUCCACGGUCUAGGUGCAGACACCAGAUACUGGGACAACGCCCCGGGGUAUUCAUUCGUCGACUACGCCGCCCAGCAGGGGUAUACGACUUUCAGCUACGACCGUCUAGGGAGUGGGCUCUCCGAUCAUCCAGAUCCUAUCAAUGUGGUACAGCAAUUUUUGCACAUCGAAAUUGCGCACGAGCUUAUCCAACUUCUCCGUACCGGCGGCUUUGCAGGUCAAAGCUUCAAGCACGUUAUUAAUGUAGGCCACUCGGCCGGAAGUGUCCUUAUGAAUGGGCUCGCGAUAAAAUAUCCCAAGGACAUGGACGCUGCGGUUCUCACCGGCUACACGGCCAAUCUUAAUGGCCAGGAGGCAGGAUUCGCCGGUCUUGACCUUACAAUUGCUAACCUAGCUACGCCUACGCGCUUCGCGGGCAUCUCCAACGGGUAUCUUACCGCCCCGGUUAUUCAAGGACCACAAUGGGCCUUUUUCCGCUCCCCAGGCUAUGACCCAGCGUUACUAAAUCUUCUCUGGGAGACAAAAGGCACCAUUACUCUCGGAGAAUAUAUAACUUCGAACUCCGUGAUUGGCGUAGCCACAAAUUUCACUGGGCCUAUCGACGCAGUCUCUGGUGAAUAUGACCUACUUAAUUGUGCUGGUAACUGUUAUCUACCGCGUAACUGGGUCGCUGGGCUAAAGGAGGACUUGUUUCCCAAUGCAAGCAAUGGCUCAGACUGGUAUGUAGGCCCAGGAUCAGGCCAUUUCUUGACCUACCACUACGCUGCGGCCAAUGCAACAGCACAUAUUCAGGAUUUUAUCAGGAAGAAUGGUUUCUAG